GUUUCUACGGGGCGUACUACUAUACGGACAAAUAGGUUCCGAUGACUAUUACCGAUAAGAAUUUUGACAAGGACUCAGAGUCGUAUCAAAAUAUGGGCGGCACGGACAUGGACAAGUCGUACUCCGAAAAUUAUGCCUUCGAUGACGACUCAUUGGACGAUAAAACUUUGCUCAACGGGUCAAAUAACGAGAAUGGAAAUCAUGGUGGUAAAGAUUUGCAUCUGCCAGCUAUUGCAAAUUAUCUUGUUCAGAAUGGAACAUUAGAAGGCACUACUUUGAAUGAUGGAGAAGCUGGCGAACAAGGCCCCAUUUUACCAUCUCAUUCAAACUACGAAGAUCCGUCUGUUGCACAUGUUAAACAACUGAAGUACAACCAGAAUAAAAUUUUGCUUGACAGAGCCAUAAACUCAACUGUUUCUAUGUUCACCGAAUUUAAGGAAAACAAUAUCAAUUCUCCAAUACACUAUCCUAUUGAUCAAAUGAUUUCAAAUGGUUACGACUCAAAACUUAACUCGAUAUCUUCCAAAAGAGCCUUGAUGUUGCAAGAAGAAGAUGACAAUACCACUAAAAAUGUGAAAUUUGAUAUUUUGAAACUGGAAUUGAAAGUGGGUAUGAAGUCCUCAGAAAAUUUGCUAACUAAUUUGGAUGACAAUACUAUUUCGAUGCUCUUGGAUGAAAAGUUUAUGCAAAUUAUUCAUCACUUGAAAAAUCUCAAGGCCAGAAUUGAUGAUAUUACAUCAAAAGUGUUAAUCACAGGGGACUUGAACUCUGGUAAAUCUAGCUUUUGUAAUGCUCUUCUGAGAAGAAACGUUAUGCCCGUUGACCAGCAACCUUGCACCAAUGUUUUCUGCGAAAUUAUCAACUAUCAAGAAAACAAUUCUAUUGAGGAAGUUCAUGCAGUUCCAAUUGGUUCAUCUUACAACAUAAAGGAUGAAAACACAUAUAACAAGUUUUCUCUGAAAAUGUUGGACGAUUUGGUUUACGAGAAUGAUAAAUAUUCAAUUUUGAAGGUUUAUAUCAAUGACAACAGGAGUGUAGACGAAAGCUUGCUUAAGAAUGGUGUUGUUGAUAUAAGAUUAAUUGAUGCUCCAGGUUUAAAUCUAGACUCCUAUCAGACCAUGCAAUUGUUUUCCAGACAGGAAGAGAUUGAUUUGGUCAUUUUUGUUGUCAAUGCUGAGAAUCAUUUCACGCUAUCUGGCAGAGAGUUUAUCUCCAACGUUAAUAACGACAAAAAAUUCACUUUCAUUGUUGUAAACAAAUUUGAUUCCAUCAAAAGAAAAGACAAAUGUGUUGAGAAGAUCAUGCAGCAAGUUGGUGAUUUAUCUCCAGAAACUCAUAAAGACUCUGAUGAUUUCGUUCACUUUGUUUCAUCCUCUGAAGUCCUCAAUAAUAAAUCGCUACUGAGGGGUGGUGACGAUGGUCCAGGUGGUGAUCCAAACGAUCCUAAUGGUCCAGGUGGGAAUAGGCCUUCCGAUCGUAACUUUGACAGACUUGAAGCAUCAUUAAGGAACUUUGUGCUCGAUAAAAGAUCUGCAUCGAAGUUGCUACCUGCCAAGAAUUAUUUGACCAAGAUUUUUAAGGAAACUUUGCUGUUAGUGAAUAUGAAUAUUGACAAUUACAAGAAAAGUAAAGAGAAGUUGAGUACAGAAUUAAAUGAGAUCAAACCGAAGUACGAUGAAAUUGUGAAAAUUUCAGUUAAAGUGAAUGAAAAGGUCAUGACCAUAAUUGAUGAAUGCUCCGACGACGUUUAUUCCACCACAAGGGAAAAUAUAAACAAGACUAUUCAAAGUUUUGCGGAAGUCAAAGAGGUCGACAAAUCAGUCACGUUGUUCAACAUAGAUCAAUUUAUUCAAGCUACUAAGCUUAAGGUUGUUCAUGAUAUUUUAUCAUGUAUUGAGGAUUCUGAAGAUUACGCCAGACUACAAACAUUACAUUCGAUUCAAGAUAUACGAAGUCUGGGUAAAAAAGUUCUGGGUGAUGAAAAGUUACCGGAGCAUAAGUUCAAGCCAGAAUCAAUGUACUCCCAUAAAAGAGAUCAUCAACUCAAGAACCAGAUUAAUAUUAGCUUUGAGCUACUGGAUUUGAUUGACUUUGAUUCUAUACUUGGUUUCUUCAAAAGCAUUCAAUCACUUUUUGACUUCACCAAUAUUUCAAAAUUUUCCAAAAUCAGUAGUGAAGAUUUUACGUUGAGCUCAAUCCUAUCAUCGAAUGUUCUCAAGACUGGUGUUUCCAGUAUUUUGAUUUUAUAUGGCCCAAAGCUCGUUUCGGUAUUCACAGGGGUCAGUUCCAUCAUCAAACUCCCUAAAGUUAUCACGUUUACAUCUGUUGGGCUUUUAAUUGGAUAUCCUAUUUACUAUAUCGUCAAGGAAUCUCCAAAAACUGUACAUAAAAACAUCAUCAAAAAAAUCAAAUCCAAUUUAGUAAAAGAUGACUAUAUCCACUUGAAUAGUUUACGGAUAAGCAAAGAAGUGCGGAAAGUCUUGAACUAUCCUGCCAAAGAUGUCUCUGUUGGAAUCAAUGGGUUGAUUGAGAGAGAAAGCAAUUUGAAACUGAAACUAGUCAACAAAGUAAACCUUUUGAAGGGGAAUUUGAAAUUUUUACAAAGUUUGAAAGAGCGUGUUGAAGUCCAAAAACAAAUUGUUGAUGGAUUUGAGUUGGAAGUGGAUUAAUGGAUUGGAUCAAGGAAUGGUAACAAGCAUGUUUUUUUUAAGUAACGAAUUAUUUUUAAUGAGUAUAUAAUUUUCAAAGUAUUACAGGCUGAUAAUGGCUCA
This is a messenger RNA of Pichia membranifaciens NRRL Y-2026, 2771 nucleotides long. RefSeq lists its product as hypothetical. Gene Ontology annotation, biological process: mitochondrial fusion. The transcript has a single exon. Lineage: Eukaryota; Fungi; Ascomycota; Pichiomycetes; Pichiales; Pichiaceae. The coding region runs from base 42 to 2669 and encodes 875 amino acids. Gene Ontology annotation, cellular component: mitochondrial outer membrane. Gene Ontology annotation, molecular function: GTP binding; GTPase activity. The record is from RefSeq and is a predicted model, not a curated record.